UAGUCGUCAAACCGAUAUGCAGGAUGAUGAAGAAGUACCCAAUUUCAUUUUUCUUAAAUUCUAACCUUUUUCCAGAACGAUAGAAGACGAAAUUAAUUAAAGACUUUUGGCGAUCAUUUGUCCGAGGCUAACCCGCUGAACAACGCGAACAAAGUUAUGAAAAGUAACAGGUUCAAUAGGGUAAAAGUCAUGUAAAAGUCACAUAUAUUUCUUUAUAAACAAAACAAAGAAAGAGUUCCCAGCCUUAAGAGAAAAAUUAAUUUUUCGUUAAAAACUUUACAAAGAAUCGACAGCAAGUAAUAACUUGAGAACGGGGUAAUCCCUCUACAAUGGACAACAUUCUAAUUUCCAACUGCUCAACAACAACAGGUAGUAUGCUAAAAAUAUGUUGAAAUUAGCAGUUCAAGUUCUUCUACUCUAUGUCCCUAGUGUUGUUCCUCAGACCAGGUCAAUUAAUGUCAUGUUUGUAAAUGAUGUUAGAAAUGAACUAGCUGAUCUAUCAUUCCAAGUGGCCUUAGAAUAUGUAAAAAGAAACCGAAAACUAGGUGUGCACGUUGAAGGCAUUACAAAAGUUGUUACAGAAGGCUCAGAUGCAAAGGCGAUUCUUGAAGAUUUAUGUCACAAAUUAAAUGAAUCGUCCGCAGAGGGUAAAUUCCCCCAUCUUAUACUCGACACGACAAUGACUGGUGUUACUUCGGAAUCUGUGAAAACAUUCACAGCAGCUUUGAAUUUACCAACAAUUAGUGGUUCUUUUGGGCAAGCAGGAGAUUUAAGGCAAUGGAGACAUUUGGAAAGCGAGCAGUUAAAGAACCUAAUACAAAUUAAUCCCCCAGCAGACAUUAUACCAGAGAUAAUCAGAAAUAUCAUUCAGAUCCAGAAUAUCACUAAUGCAGGGAUUUUGUAUGAUGACAGCUUUACAAUGGAACAUAAGUACAAGUCGCUUUUAUUAAAUAUGCCAACAAGGCACAUAAUAGCUGAUAUUAGUGAUGCGCGAUCUGUCAGACAACAAUUGAAUAGAUUUCGUGAAUUAGAUAUUAUGAAUUUCUUCAUUCUUGGCAGACUGGCAAUGGUAAAAUCUGUUUUGGAAAUUGCUAACAUUCUAAAAGUUUUUGGAAAGAAAUAUGCAUGGCAUGCCAUUACACAAGAUAAAGGGAAUUUAAUUUGUGCCUGCAAUAACGCAACAAUCCUCCAUGUUAAGCCUGAGCCUGACCCAGAGAGUAAAGAAAGGCUUGAUAACUUGAGAACUUCCUUUAAUUUGGUCGCUGAACCUGAAAUUACUUCUGUUUUUUACUUUGAUUUAUUUUUACAUGCUUUUCUUGCAAUCAGUACAGAGGUCGACAGAAACUGGCCUAAAGACUAUAAUAAAACAAGUUGUGAAAAUUACAGAGAAGAGGCCUUGAGUGGUUGGAAAACUAUUGAUUUGAGAACAGCUUUGAAAUCGGUCCAAGAACCAUAUACAUAUGCUCCAUUUGUAGUAGAAUCCAAUGGAUUGAGCUAUCCAGAAUUUAACAUGAGACUGGAAAAGGUAAGUAUUGUGCAUUCACUUUCUGAGAGUGCGGAGUCAAUUGGAACCUGGAAAGCUGGAUUUAAUUCACAGAUACAACUAAAAGACAGUAAUGGCAUGAUCAACAUUUCGGCUAUUACAGUCUACAGAAUUGUAACAGUGAAGCAAAAACCUUUCAUUAUCGAAUACUUUGAAGAUGGAAAGACUAAGUACAAGGGAUACUGUAUUGACUUAAUUGAAGAGAUAAGAUCUAUGAUCCCAUUUGAGUAUGACAUAUACGUCGCUCCUGAUAAUUCUUUUGGCAACAUGGAUGAAAAUGGAAACUGGAAUGGAAUGAUAAAAGAACUCAUUGAAAAAAGAGCUGAAAUAGCCCUUGGUUCAUUGUCAGUUAUGGCAGAGAGAGAAAACGUUGUUGAUUUCACCGUUCCAUACUAUGAUUUAGUGGGAAUAACGAUUCUCAUGAAAAAACCAACCACAACCACUUCACUGUUUAAAUUUUUAACUGUUCUGGAAAAUGAAGUAUGGCUUUGCAUAUUAGCAGCAUAUUUCUUUACCAGUUUCUUGAUGUGGGUGUUUGACCGAUGGUCACCUUACAGUUACCAGAACAAUAGAGAGAAAUAUAAAGAUGAUGAGGAAAAAAGAGAAUUCAAUCUUAAAGAAUGUUUAUGGUUUUGUAUGACUUCUCUCACCCCACAGGGUGGUGGUGAAGCACCAAAAAACCUUUCUGGACGAUUAGUCGCCGCCACAUGGUGGUUAUUUGGUUUCAUCAUAAUCGCUUCAUACACUGCAAACCUAGCCGCUUUUUUAACUGUAUCAAGAUUGGAUACUCCAAUUGAAUCACUUGAUGAUCUGGCAAAACAAUACAAAAUCAGAUAUGCGCCUGUAAAUGGUUCAGCUGCAAUGACUUACUUUGAGAGGAUGGCAAGCAUUGAAGAAAAAUUUUAUGAGAUUUGGAAAGAUAUGUCUUUAAAUGAUUCAUUAAACGAAGUAGAAAGGGCAAAGCUUGCUGUCUGGGACUAUCCUGUAAGUGAUAAAUACACUAAGAUGUGGCAAGCUAUGAAAGAAGCUGUUCUUCCAACAUCACUGGAUGAUGCUGUACAGAGAGUUAUGGAUUCAAGCUCUUCCGGCGAGGGAUUUGCCUUUCUUGGUGAUGCUACAGACAUUAAGUACAAAGUAAUGACAAGCUGUGAUUUUCAAGUUGUUGGGGAUGAGUUUUCAAGGAAGCCAUAUGCCAUUGCAGUUCAACAAGGGUCACCGCUAAAAGAUCAAUUUAAUAAUGCUAUACUUCAACUUUUAAACAAGAGAAAAUUAGAAAAACUGAAAGAAAAAUGGUGGACUGACAAUCCAGAACGUGUAGAAUGUGAAAAACAAGAAGAACAAAGUGAUGGCAUCAGUAUUCACAAUAUAGGUGGAGUAUUUAUUGUAAUUUUUGUUGGGAUCGCAUUAGCUUGCAUAACUCUGGGAUUUGAAUAUUGGUGGUACAAGUUCAAAAAGCCUGCUGUUGAUGUGCAGCAAGGUGCUGUAAUGGUGGGAAAACAAACAAAAACUGGUGCUGGUGGUGGAAUUGACAAACUCAGCAUUACAGGGCUGGCUGACUACACUUCUCAGCCUUAUUACAGACCAAAAUUUCAUGCAAGAAGAACACAAUAUCGAUAACUCCAAAAAUUGAGGUGAAAACUUAGAAUGGAAAUGCUAACUUGAUAGUCUACAAUAACUAUCACAAAUUUUGGAAGUAGACCUUGUGAAUUUCGUCAUAAUAAAGAGCACUUGUUUUUUCAGUAUUUUA
Molecule: messenger RNA, 3290 nt
Organism: Cimex lectularius (bed bug)
Lineage: Eukaryota; Metazoa; Arthropoda; Insecta; Hemiptera; Cimicidae
Gene: Ir25a
Product: ionotropic receptor 25a
Exons: 19
Coding region: 386-3160 (924 amino acids)
Biological process (GO): monoatomic ion transport; synaptic transmission, glutamatergic; modulation of chemical synaptic transmission
Cellular component (GO): plasma membrane; postsynaptic membrane
Molecular function (GO): glutamate-gated receptor activity; transmitter-gated monoatomic ion channel activity involved in regulation of postsynaptic membrane potential
Source: RefSeq, a predicted model, not a curated record